This is a messenger RNA of Dunckerocampus dactyliophorus (ringed pipefish), 7143 nucleotides long. RefSeq names its product zinc finger and BTB domain containing 3 (gene zbtb3). Lineage: Eukaryota; Metazoa; Chordata; Actinopteri; Syngnathiformes; Syngnathidae. The coding region runs from base 70 to 1962 and encodes 630 amino acids. The record is from RefSeq and is a predicted model, not a curated record. Gene Ontology annotation, cellular component: nucleus. The transcript has 6 exons. Gene Ontology annotation, biological process: regulation of transcription by RNA polymerase II. Gene Ontology annotation, molecular function: protein binding; RNA polymerase II cis-regulatory region sequence-specific DNA binding; DNA-binding transcription factor activity, RNA polymerase II-specific.
AGCAGCAACUACAGUAGAAAAGGCACGGGACUUGCUUUUCGUUACGUCAUCAUCCUUUCGCCACUGUUUAUGAAUCUGAAUCUACUUCCGAAAGCGGGUGGUCACGUGACUCCCAACAAGCGACUAGCUCUUCCGGUGUCACGGAGGUGUCGGCUACUCCAGGGAAAAGCUGCGGCGUGUCCGUGGAAGAAAGAGACUGUACAGAUGAUGGAGUUUCCCCAGCAUUCCCAGCAGCUGCUGUCAGCCCUGCGGUCGCAGCGCCAGCGGGGGUUCCUGUGCGACUGCACCGUCCUGGUGGGCUCCACCCAUUUCCUGGCUCAUCGGGCUGUUCUGGCCUCCUGCUCACCUUUCUUCCACAUGUUUUAUUGUGACUCUCUGAGCGGCAACGGUGCGUCCAGCGGCUCUGUCACACUUGACAGCGACAUCGUCUCGGCGCCUGCAUUCAGCCUGUUGCUGGACUUUAUUUAUGAAGGCGUGCUGCAGGUGGAGAAGUCGCCGCCGGUGGAGGACGUAUUGGCGGCGGCGAGCUUUCUGCACAUGAACGAGGUGGUGAGAGUGUGCAAAAAGAGACUGCAGAGACGAGGGCCUUUGGCUGAGGCAGAUAGCACUCGCCCUGAGGAGUGCCUGAGGAAGGGCGCAGAGCCCAGGAGGCAAGACGGGGGUGAUGUCAGCCUUGAGGCGGUGUUGACCAUGACAGCAGAGCACUCGAAUCACGACGCCAUGGCAGCAGGCCUCUCGUCGAUGUCUGCAAUGACAGAAAGGAGCCAGUUGGAGUCUGAGCACAAGACUGAUGCCAGUUUGUCAGAGACACGGGUUCAGAGCCCCUUGAGUCCUGAUCUCGCUGACACCACCCAACCGGGCAUGGAAGCCCCUCUUUUGCCUUCCGGUGGAGAGCGGGUGAAGGGCCUCGCUGCAGGACGGUCGAAGCUGGUGUCUGGAGGUACCAGCGGGUUGGGGGCUGGCAGCCAGGGUGACGGCUCAACUCUCUGCAGCCCGUGCAGCACCACUGAGACAUACAGUCACAGCAGCACCCAGCAGCCGUCCUCAUCCUCACUGCUCUCAGACGGCCAGGCACUGGCUGUUCCCCAAACAGAACCCGCAGAGCGUGAUCGGAGGCAUGUGGUGGAAGGAGCACAACGCACGGUCAUGGUGGUCCAGGUGCCGGACCGACCCUCGCGUGCACAAAAUGAGCCGCCACAUCCCCAUAUUCAAAUUCAGAGCUCCGUCUCACCCCAGCAGAGAAGACCUAACUCCCACCCCGUCACCCCCCAGACUCCUCAAAGCAGGGCUGGCCUUGAGGCGGAGACAGGAGGAAGCUCUCACCCUCUCAUGUGCCAAGAGGACAAUGAUGGUGAGAAUGUGGAAGCCAUUGUUAUUUCUGAUGAAGAACUAGAGGAGGAAAAAGAUGGAUGCAGGGGGAGUGAGCCAGUGGUGGAUGAUGACUCUGAAGAUGACCUCCAAGAGGAGGAGAUGAACACGCUCUCCUCUCACCAAAUCUCCUCCGACUACACCUUCCCUCUCUCCCCUUCCUCCUCUUCCUGCUCAGGGGCCGGCCCUUCCUCGCAGGACUUGUCAUCUUCAGCCGCCUCCUCUCUUCCUCCCCUGUCCACGGCACAGCCGCACUCGGACCACGCCACCUUUUUAACUGUCUUCCAGGACACCAUGGGGGUCAUCGUGGAGGACGUCCCGACGUGCUGCGUCUGCGGCAAAACCUUCUCGUGCACGUACACGCUGCGUCGCCACGCCAUCGUGCACACGAGAGAGCGCCCCUACGAGUGCCGCUACUGCUAUCGCAGUUACACGCAGUCCGGCGACCUCUACAGACACAUCCGCAAGGCCCACGACCAAACGCUGCCGGCCAAACGCAGCAAAGCUGACGUUGAGCAAACGCUGAUGCCACAACCCCCACCGCUCAGCCAACAUACUGACACACCCUCCUUAAACCAAAAUUCAACAUUUUAACUCCAUUUUUCACACACACAAACUAUUUUGUACGCGAUGGUACAUGAACUCAAAUGAGAUCCCCUUUUGAACAUUAUGUCUUGUUUUCUUCAUGUUUCCAUACCUAAUGAAGUGUAUAAACCAGCGAUUCCCACCCGGGGGUGCGUACCCCUAGCUGUAGGCUUGUGAACGAUAAACCGACGCAGCCGGAUAUCCGGUUUGACAUGCGAGAGAUGCGGCUGCAUCGGUAGCAGCCUCCUGGAUGGAGAAGAAUCAGCCGUAAAUCCUUAGAUGAAUGGAGCGUAAAGACCACCGGGUAUCGCAAGGCUAGCAACUGCUUGACGGUGCGUCUCUUUAAUAACACGAGAGCCUGGGCUGCCGGCGAAACAACUGCUCCGUAGCUUAGCGUGAGUGAAGACGAAGAUGGCUGUCUAGCCACCCGGAACGACAUCAGCAAAACACACGUACAUUAUAGCGAUCUAAUUGAUCUUAUUUAUUAUGUGUUGUGAAAAAGUAAGACAGCAACGACAUCAAAUUAAAAGCACGAAAUGAAUACAGUAUAGAGUAUGAGCCUGGAGUUUGUUUUUCAGAGAGGUUGCGCACCACAGAUAUACACAUUAGCUCUCAAUAAGGUAAUCAAAUCUUACCUUUAUGCAAUGGCACAAAGCAUCAGCAUUUGGGAGCAAAUAUGAGGUGAAAGAAAAAUGGGAAGAAUACAGCAUAGUAGUGGGAGAAAAUUAGAUGGUGCGGUCAAAGGCUGUUGAACAAAGUGGGACGGGUGUCCGCUCGCAACAAACAUAAACAUGCAGAGCUGGGGGAUUUCCAACUGUAUCUUCUUUUUUUGAAUAAAAUAAUGGCCCACAAUUACAAAAUUGAUAUCCCUUUACAUAAAAUUUGAUGUAGUUAUUUACAAUUAUUAUUUUUAUGUUUUGUACGUUUGUUUUUUUUUAAAUCACUGCACCUGAAAUGCUCCUGUGUCCUAGCGGUUGGGGACCUUUGCCUCAGCAUGCUUGGGGAUAUGAUGUGCUCUUUUAUACAUUUGAAAAUGUUGUAAGAAUGUUGUAAGAAUUUCCAAGAUAAGUAAAUACUCUCAGGCAAUAAACUGGAACGUGUGCGCUUCAACUAGUUUCCCCAGGGAGACAAUAAGAUGUGGCGCAGCUGCGUGCAGUUGUGUUACAUCAGUGAUUCAGCUUUUGGAUUAUUAUUAUUAUUAUUAUUAAUUAUCCACACGUGUGAGUGAGGGGGUACUCAUGGUAUGACAAAAAGACUCCGAGGGUAGUAGUUAAUAUUGUUAUGGUUUAAAAGACAAGGUUAUAUUUGCCGACAGAUGACUUCUCUUCUCUUUCCAGCAACGCACGGUGGACGCCUACUGGAGAAAUGGCUGUUUAUUCUUAACUUGUUUCUCUUAGUUCUAUCUUUAACGCUGCCCGGCUGUUGUUUAUCCUGUGCUUUUGUCUAGCAAUUACAGAUGGCCUAAUCAGACAUGAACAAGCAUUAUUUAUGAUCCUAGCUUAGCGCUAUUCGCUCGUCUAGUCCCUUCUGAGCGGUAACAAGGACCAGACGACGCAACAGUUGGCAUAUUAGGGGCUGCUUUGAAUAUACAACUAAGAUGGAAGUUCAGAAUAACCGUAUAAGUGCCAAUUUUUCCGGUGGUGAGUAGUUCUUUGUUGACUACGUUUAGUAUUUUCACCCUUUCGAAGGCGAAAGUUGUCAGCCCAGCAUUCGACUGACCAAUAAAAAGGCUUGUAUCGUCAGGGGAGGCCCCGCCCACAACAGGGACUGAGCGCUGCAAACUCAAAAAUGAGAUUUGCAUCCGCCGUUUCAGAAGUUCAUCCAAAACGAAGAGUUGCAAACAAACCUUCCAGAUUUGCAAAUAAAAGCUCUUUUUUGCUUGCAAAUCCAUUAUUUUGGUUUGCCGAUUUUUUUUUUGCUAGAAAAUCCUUUAUUUUUGUUUGCAAAUCUUUUUUUUACUUGCGAAUCCGUUAUUAAUCCAUUACUGAGAGCUGCAAAUUCAAGAAUGAGAUGUGCAUUCCGAAGUUCAGAGGUGCAUCCAAAACUUUGAGAGUUGCAAACAAAACUUUCCGCAUUUGCAAAUAAAAGCUCUUUUAAAAUUUUUUAAAAAGCAUGCAGUAGGUUGUUGCUAGAAGGCAAAAUCAGUAUGUCACUGUGUGAGUCUACUGUACACCUGGUAUGUGUUGCUUUAUAAACAUCAAAUCUACCUUUGCUGUAUACGGAGGGGGCACCUUUUAAUAAGGUGACAGUAAUCCCUCGUUUACCAUGGCUAGAUUAGAGGAUGAUUGGUGAAUUUCCGUGAAAUAGGAAUCCUUUAUAUCUGGAAUAUUUUGGUAGAUGUGGCAUAGAAAACCUGUUUAGGAUCUAUAUACGUUUUUUUUUUUUAUUAGGGUCAUCUAGACGUGAAAUAACACCCACCUUUACAUUGAAAUUAUCCAAUAUAAUAGCUAUAAUCACAGGAAGCAAGCCAUCUUGCAGGGGAGCAGAAUUGAUGGCGGACAGGAAGUGAUGUCGGGUGUUCAGAGUUGUGUUUUAGCUUGCUGUGGGCUAUUAUUAUGAUUCAUCUUCUUAAUAGUAAUACUUUUUCUUAUACUACAGUGUAUGAACAGAUUACAGGUCGAGCCUGGCCCUUUAAGAAGAAUAGCAUUGUGGGAAGUUGAGUCUUUCACUUCCCUCUCUUGUCUGUCUGCACCGCCCAGUAUUUUCUGCGUCCUGAUUGGCUGUAGACCACUGUUGAUCAAUCUCCUUCGUGCCACCUUGCCUUGUCUGCUGUGUCAUCGCUAGCUUGCCAGCUUGUAAAUGAAUCUUAGGUUCGAAGGAGGUGGACUGCAACAGGAGGAGUACUGCAGCAACAUGUUUUAACAACAAUACGAAAACGCUACAGUACUGCAGAAUGGCACCACGAUGAAAAGGCACACUCAGAUGAGUGAAAUACGCCAAAGAAGUAAGCAUUACUGUCCACCGGUUGGUCAUGGACAGCCGAGGAAGCUAGCAAGACACAGCAGUGCAGAUGAAAUCACAUGGAUUACAUGUUUCAACUUUCUUCAGUCUUCCACCGGUCCAUGAAUCUACCAAGACACCAAACAUACGACGUCAAACUUCCAUCGCCAUCCUAACAGACAAAUAUCGAUCUCCAAGGACGGGGUGAGUCACGUGGUGUCCACUGCCAGUUUUAUGAGUACAGUAUAAGAGUAUCCAGUGAGGGCCACAUAGUGAAAAAUGAAUUUAGCCACUUUAUAUUUUGUAAGCUAAGAGGUUAUAUAUAUUACAAGAAAAUAAUUCACCCCAGCAUUUUUAUUAAGUUGAAGUGAAAAAGCCUAUUUUUAUUUUUUUCCCCCAAAUAUAUUAGCUUUCUUCUUAAAUAAUCUUUGGAAAUUUUCUUUUCGUAAAAUUAUGACAUUAUAACAUUUUCCCCAACCUAAUAGUCCAAAAAUUACAACUUUAUUUUGUUUUCUUUGUCAUAAUAUUACGGCUGCUAAAAAAAUAACGCAUUUUUCUUCAUAUUUCCACUGUAUGCUACUAAAAUCUUUCCUCAUAAAAAAUUGUAAAUCCUUGUAAAAUUGCAACUUUUUUUCUUGUUAUAGUAGGACUUUUUUUCUGUUAAUAUUUUGACUUCAUUCUGGUAAAAUUACAGUUUUCCCACCGAUUUCAGCAGUUUUUUGUUGUUUUUUUUCCGCCAGCUAUUUCUACUUUCUUCCUGUAAAUGUUCAUCUCAUAUUAUGACUUUAUUCCCAUAAUGUCAAAACAUUUCCCCCAACUUGAUGUUGUAAAAAUGACAACUUUAUUUUGUUUUCAACCUGAAAAAUAACGUAAGCACCCGGAGAACUGGUAUGACACGACAAAGAAUCUCUGCGGCCGGGCUACGGCUGGAUAAUCAGCAUGUCGCACGCGCGCCCUCUUGAAUUUUUUAGCACGUAGACCGGCCGCAGGAGCGCAUACGACCGGUUGUGAGCUACUCUUAAAAUGUGACUUUUUUCUGUAAAUAUUCUGACUUUGUUCUCGUAAAAUUGCAGCUGUUUUUUCCCCAUUUCUGCAGUUUCUUUCAACAUAAACUUUCUACCUGUAAAUUUUCAUCUUGUACUAUGACUUUAUUUCUAUUAUAUUCUGACUUUACUCUCAUAUCAUUAGAACUUAUAACCUAAUUUUCCAUAAAUUACAAUUUCAUUUUGUUUAUUUGUAUUUUACUUUCUCAUAAUAUGACUUAAAUAUUUUAUGCCUUUCAUAUUUCAACGUUAUGCUACUAAAAUUUGAUUAUUUUUCCUCAUGUUACUAUUCUCAUAAAGUCUUUCAUCUCCUAAUGUGAUGUUGUUUUUUCUUUAGUUUUCCUGUUAAAUGAUAUUCUUAGAAUGUGCCGCGGGCCGCACUCUGGACACCCCCGGUAUAGCUUCUGUAGAGUGUCCUAAAAAAGAUGCGCUGUCUUUUAGAGGAAAAUCAUUCACCGCUUCAGCGAGCUCAGGCCAGUCCAUCGCCAUCACCACUGCGUCGUCUGAGUUAGGAGGCGUCUCGAGGUUCCAGUAAGUCAGCUUGUCGAACAAUGAGGACACCCUAAGGGUCCUGUCCUGUACACGCGCAAACGUAAAAGACAGACAGUAACAAAAUCCUUAUUUUAGUAGCCCUAUUGCAAGAUCACAGCGAUGCUUACCUCCUGAUCAGAGCCAGUCUUGUUGAUCUCCUUGAGGACAAGUCCAGUGUAGCCUUGCGGACAGGAGAGGUCCUGCCCUUUGAGACCACGACCCCUGAAUGACACCGUCUUCUCUGUAAUGGAAAAACAUACGUCAACGCUCAAGCGGCAAACAACGAAAAUUACAUUUAUUGAUAAAUUUAGUCUACCGUGUUUGCGGUCCUUUAUGGCUGCAGUGAAGUACUGUGAGAUCUGUGCCGGCCCAUUGUGCUCAAUCUCACAGGGGAUGAGGUGCAGUGGUUCCCAGGGUGCCUGGCGCACAGAUGAUGCAUCAACACGGGUCACGUUGCCUGAAGAGGACAUCCUCCAGCCUGGUCCAAAUACGUUUAUCUUAAAGAACUCUGUUCCAGUUGGCAGCAGCUCUUUGGACAGGGAGGGAAGGGGGUGGCUGGAUUAAAGCCUUCUCUGACUUAUGGGCGCUCGGAGGAGGUUCCUGAUCACAACAUUUCAUCCAGACCGUGUUGAGCCACAGACCAAGACUUGACAUUCCUGAGUGGUUGAACAGACAA